This is a messenger RNA of Centrocercus urophasianus (Greater sage-grouse), 1101 nucleotides long. RefSeq lists its product as uncharacterized. Gene Ontology annotation, molecular function: metal ion binding. The coding region runs from base 19 to 1101 and encodes 360 amino acids. NCBI's taxonomy places the organism in Eukaryota, Metazoa, Chordata, Aves, Galliformes, Phasianidae. The record is from RefSeq and is a predicted model, not a curated record. The transcript is spliced from 2 exons.
GCACGGUGAUGAGCAUCAAUGGACGGCGACAUCGCUGUGGGACGGGUGGUGAUGUCACCCAGUGAAGUUCGUAACACCUUCUGCUUGCUGCAGCACCAGCGAGGGGAGCAGCUUCCCGACCUCAGCUCUCCCCAGCCCACCGCACAGCCCGGGGCCAUGGACGUGGCAUCCGACUGGGUCUGCCCCAUCUGCGGGCAAAUUCGGGAGGAUGUCACCUACGUGACCCCCUGCCAACACCAGUUGUGCUACGGCUGUGCCAUCUGGUGGGCCAGCAAGAAGCCGAGUUGUGCUGUAUGCGGGCACAAAAUUACAACCAUCCGAUACUCGGUGAGGUCGGAUGAUGACUUCCUCGAGUGUGCUGUCCCGCAGCCCGCAGUGCACUCAGACCAAGAUCAAGGCCUGCAGGAGGAGCAGGGGCCUGCAGAGCCGGUGCUCAUCCCACCUGAGCACAACUUUCCAGCCGAGGUCUGGGCUGCAUUUUUCAGAGAACACCAGGGAGACCUCGAACCCCUGCUCCAAUGGCUGCAGGAGGAGAUCCAGCAGCAGUCCAGCGAUGACUGGUGGGAAGUCUAUGCAGCACAGUGGACCACCAUGAACUUCCUGUGCGAGCAUGGACUGGAUGAGGAGGCCUUGCUGCAGGCGCUGCAGCCGAUCACCGACGGCGAUGUGGUGCCCUUCGUGAGAAGGCUCAUCGGCACCGCAGCAGCCCUGUACGGCCCCACGAUCCGCCACGAGCUGGACCACCGGGACAGCCACGCUGCUGGAGGACGGGAGGACGGACCUGCAGCCAGCGCCAUCACCAGCACCUCCCAUCUGGAGCCUCCCGCCUCGGGCCCAGGCCGCUCCACCAGCCCCGCAGGGCCCAGCGCCGAGGAGCUGCCUGGCAGCUCUCCUGGGGGACCCGGGCGCCCCAGCACCGCCACCGCGCCCUCAGCAGAGGAGCCCCAGGAGGAGCCAGGGCAGGCGGCGGCAGCGGGCCCCUCCGCCCAGGGCAGGGACCGCUCGCGUGGGGGGCCCCGGCGCCCCCCGAAGAGGAAGGCCAGCAGCAGCCGCCAGGACUCGUCCCCACCCCGCAAGAGGCGGCCCUGGCGGCGGCGCUAG